Blastocystis hominis is the source of this 987-nucleotide messenger RNA. RefSeq lists its product as hypothetical. The transcript has a single exon. The record is from RefSeq and is a predicted model, not a curated record. Lineage: Eukaryota; Bigyra; Opalinata; Blastocystidae. The coding region runs from base 1 to 987 and encodes 328 amino acids.
AUGGGCGACAGGGUAACGGAAAGUGAAGAAGAGACAUCUUAUAGUUAUUCUUCGAAUGAGGAAGAAGAUUUGACUGAACUCUGUGCCUUUGUGAAAUAUAAUAAAGAAUAUAAGAGAGAAGGGCCCGCACUGAUUUAUAUUCCAGACAAUUACAUUUUGACAGAGUAUAAAGAUGGAAAGUGCGAGAAGGGAUAUAUGUUGCAUGGAGAUAAUGGCCUGAGUGAAUUAAAAUACGAAAAUAAUAAAAUCACGAGCCGAACUGUCAUUGAAGCCACACCUGGAAAACUUCAUGAUCCGACAGGCACUUAUGAGUUUAAUGGCUUUAUUCAAAACGAUUCCCCCAUGGGAUUCGGUAUUUGCAAAGACAUUGCCUCAAAUCAGGUUAUUUACCAAGGAUACAUGAUUGGUUGGGAAAGGAGUAUUGAUGGAGUCAGUAAGAAGGAUAACAAGAAGGUAUUUAGUGGAAGUUGGUGUGCGAAUAAACGGUGUGGGUAUGGGAUUGAGUACGACGAAAAUGAGAUGAUUUCACGAGAGGGAUACUGGUUUAAUGACGAGUUUAUCCAGUCCAAUCUCUUUCUCGCCAACCCACUGAACUUAUCGAUGAGCAAAUGGAAGGUGAACACUUCUUUGUGUUCGGAAGUAUUAAAUUUCUCGGGAUUUCAGAAGGUGGAGGAGAUUACUUUCAAUAGUCGGAAUUUCGAAACUACAGGCAUUGUAAACAUUACUGGCCUACAAAACCUCAAGAAAAUCGAAUUCGAAGCGAAUGGCUUCUCCAUGUUUGGCUACGCAAAUCCCAAACGAAGUUUUUGUAUUUCGGAUUGUCCCUUGCUGGAGAGUAUUCUUAUUGGAAAGUAUUGCUUCACGGACUUCACUCAUUUUGAACUGAGCAAGCUGGAUUCUCUUGAAGUUUUAAAAAUUGGAUCCAUCGAUUUCGAUUCUUUUAACUUUUACGAGGCAUCAUUCAGCAUUCAAAGUAGUUCUUGCUAG